This is a messenger RNA of Halichondria panicea, 3086 nucleotides long. RefSeq names its product scavenger receptor cysteine-rich domain superfamily protein-like. The coding region runs from base 103 to 2862 and encodes 919 amino acids. Gene Ontology annotation, cellular component: membrane. The transcript is spliced from 15 exons. Lineage: Eukaryota; Metazoa; Porifera; Demospongiae; Suberitida; Halichondriidae. The record is from RefSeq and is a predicted model, not a curated record.
GUUUCCUCUUUGGCCAUGUGGUUGUGUUCUCAUAAAACAAACGGAGUUGAAGUACCAGGUCAGGAAAACGUUUAGUCUAUUUUUUUUUACUACUGAUAGAAGAUGAAGAUGUUCACAGAAUGUUUAAUAGUGGCAAUAAUCUCUUUUUGGACCAUACAGCCAACUCACUCGCAAACUGAUGGAGACGUCAGAUUAGCAGGGUUCGGAGCCAACCGAUUACGAGGGAAACUGGAGAUAUUCUACAAUGGGGAAUGGGGGAGGGUGUGUGCCACGCCCACUACCAUGAUACGCACCAACACUUUUGAGUUGGAUGCGGCCAACGUUGUGUGUCGACAGCUAGGGCUGGGGUUUGCCGUUAGCUACUCUUCGUACAUCCACCUUCCAGAGCAAAGGUCUCGCUUCGGAGGGGGGAGUGGUCCUAUCCACCUGGACGGUGUGGUGUGCAGAGGAGGGGGGCAGCCUCACCUGCUGCGCUGUGACCACGGGACACUGGGACAGCCCUCCAGUGACUGCACUCAUGACGAUGAUAUCAGCGUGGAGUGCUCCGAGCUCCACGCUCCGUACAGUGGUGAGGUGAGACUGUCCGGAGGCUCCUCUGGUUUACUGGAGCUCUACUCGACGGGUCGGUGGGGGGCGGUCUGCUCAGAGGGGGGUUUCGGAGAUUCACACGCCCACUCAGUGUGUCGACAACUCGGCUACACAGAAGCAAGUUCACAAAGAGUGGUACCCUCCACAGACUACAGUGGCCUCUAUUGGGACCUUGAGGGGGGGUCUCUGAGUGAUGCCUCAGGGGAGGAGGCGUGUUUCACGACCAGUCUACAACAACUGCCCACUGCAUCCACAGCAUCCGACUGCUCCCCGGUACACGUGCAGUGUGUAUACAGAGAUGAGGAUGCAGCUGUACAGACUGGUGGAGAUGCUUACCUUUGCACUCUGAACCCAGCGACCCCUUACGAAGGAAAUGUGAGGCUAAUAACCUCCGGGGACAUUCUGACCGAGGGUCCAGUAGAAGUAUUUUACGACGGACAAUGGUCACAAGUUUGUUUUGACACUUUUUCAGUUUUCGACGCAGAUGUCGUGUGUAAGCAGCUGAGAUUUCCAUCUGCCUUCAAUUCAUAUGAUGCAGGGGCUCUCUCCUCUGAUGACACGGCAGUUAGUGUACUGUGUAAUGGAGUGGAGACUGAUGUCAGAGACUGCACCACCACUGUCCUCAACUCCUCACAGUGCAGUUCACAAGGCGGAGCAGACUGUGCCCCUUACUCCUAUCCAUACUCUGAGAUCUUCCUACUAGACGGUGCUGGACCAGCUGGUAACUUGUUCAUCCACGGAGGGUGGGACCCCCAACCAGUGUGUGCUAUUGGGUUCGGUCAAGCUGAAGCCGAGGUGGCUUGUAGGCAGAUGGGGUACGAGGGAGCAGUGGCCGUGAGACACCAACCAUACUAUGGAGAUGAUCUGUUUACAAUGGACGGUCAGUGUCUUGGUUCUGAGACUCACCUACUCAAUUGUGUACAGCCUCCAGCAAACAGCAGUCAGUGCAACUCACUGGUCAGACUUCAGUGUGCCACAAGCCCGUCCUACUCCCCCUCCCUACGACUGGUGGGUGGUCCCAUUUCCUCGCUAACCAAUCAACCACUCUCUGGCAGACUUGAGGUCAACUUUGACGGUGUCUGGGGGGCUAUAGGAAGUACUGGCUUUGACCAUCUUUCGGCUCAUGUGAUCUGCACUCAACUAGGCUAUGCCUCUGCAAGACAAGUAUUCAACAGUUCUCGGUUUGGUACUGGAAUGGGACCCACCAUCCUGGACCAAGUGCAAUGCCGAGGCUCCGAAUCGUCUCUGUUCCAAUGUCCCUAUUCCGUGGAGGUGGGAGAAACUCACGUCAGCAACAGUGUGGGCAUUGAGUGCAGUGAACAGUUGGAGUUUGUUGAUGGAUCCCUAAGACUACUAAACAAUAAUAACACUGACGACACUUCGUCUGGUUCAUUGGAGGUGUACACAUAUGGAGUGUGGAUGAGUGUGUGUGGUGUGGGCUUCACCAUGGAGACGGCUACCGUGGCUUGCUCACAGCUCGGCUUCAUAGACGCUCUCAGUUACUGCACCGACUCAUGUUUUGGUGAAGGUGGUGAAUACGUGCACCCUGUUGAGUACCAGUGUGGGGGGUCCGAGGGUUCGUUACAGGAGUGUGGGGGGUCAGUCCGUGUCAAUACCCCCUGCAAUGACUCAAGCAACAUCGGCCUUGUCUGCAGGAGACCUCCAACUAUGAAAACCCCCAUCAUGACCACACCCACUGCUGCUAUGGUAACACCGGACGCUAUUCCUACCCCUACGGUUUCUACUAUCAUCCCUGGCCUGAGUGAUACGUAUUUCUAUAUUAUCGUGGGUGUUGGAGGUUCGGCAGUGUGUGUGUUACUGAUCGGAUUUCUGGUGUGUUGCAUCUGCUGUGUUGCUAGGAGACGUCAAAAGAGGCGUGGCACUUGGCGGUCAUCCGUACACAAUAAUGGAACUCAUCAAAAUGGCCCUAGGCUAAGCAACAGUAAUUCUCGAUGGUCACACGAAAGAAACUCCAAACUAGCGAUGGAGAAAGUCAGCGAUUUUAACGAUCCCCUGAACCCUGCUGAAAUGAAUGGCUUCACUCACACACCGAGCUCUGCCUCUGACAGUGACCCUAACUUGGACUACAAACCAGAAAUGUCGCUGGAAUUGAAACCGGAACAUUUCGAUCCACACUACGAGAAUUUACCGCAGAGGCCACCUAAUGUUACUGUAAGCAAUACGAUAUAUUUAAGUGAAGGCUCCAGCCCAGCGAGCCCACCCCCUGGUUACGACGAACUCGAGUUUUUACCUCAUACUGCAACAAAUGUAUGAUGGUCACAUGACUAAUAGACUUCAAAAACCACCAUUAAAUAUACGAACAAUUUCAUAAUAAUAAUUAUUCUAUAAUAAUUUAUUUGCAGUAAUUAUUUUAUCAUGUCAUUUUUUUGCUCCAACAAGUCUCUUAAUGAUUAAUUUCUCUCCACCCCAUUCUGCACGUAUUGUACACAUAAUUAUUGUAGUCACGUGUUAACAAUCUGAUCAUUUGAAAUAACGAA